Molecule: messenger RNA, 1257 nt
Organism: Iphiclides podalirius (scarce swallowtail)
Lineage: Eukaryota; Metazoa; Arthropoda; Insecta; Lepidoptera; Papilionidae
Source: the annotation of a GenBank genome assembly
AUGGCCAGAACCAGCGCCAACUUUUCGACAGGCAUGACCUACGGAAAUGACGAGUUAGUACGCGUGCAAGGUGUAUCAAUAGCCGCCUCUGAAGAUCUAGGAAUACCAGAAUUUGAACGCCUCUUACCUUCCUAUUUGCGGGAAUUAGGCUACGAAACCUGUUUGAUAGGUAAAUGGAAUGUCGGUAAAUCUAGAGAGCACUAUCUACCUAACCACAGAGGCUUUAAUACAUUUUAUGGUUUUCUCGACGGGUCUAUUGAUUACUACACUUACGAUCUGAUAGAGACUUGGAAUGGAGACAUUGCGUAUGGUCUUAAUUUGUACAAUAAUACGGAGCCUGUUGAGGAUCAAAUCGGCCAUAUCACAGAAGUAUUUACCGACAAAGCUGUCCAUAUUAUUCAGAAUCAUAACAGCACGUAUCCUUUGUACCUUCAUCUAUCUCAUGCUGCACCCCACGUUGGCGGCGGUAUGGUUAAUCUUCAAACGCCUACAGAUACUAUCGCAGCAAAUAGUCACAUCGCGCAUUCCGCUCGCCGAAUGUAUGCGGGGAUGGUUACCGGCUUAGACAAAAGCGUUGGUCGCGUCGUUGCAGCCUUAUCUGAAAGGGGAAUGCUGCAGAAUACAAUAAUAGUUAUCGUUUCGGAUAAUGGCGCCUUAACUACUGGAGCUUUGCAAAAUUUCGGUUCUAAUUUUCCAUUGCGAGGUGUGAAAGGCACUCCAUGGGAAGGAGCUUUGCGUUCGCCCGCACUCAUAUGGCACCCGCUGUUACCAUCGACGACUUGGAGAGGCCUAUUUCACGUAACCGAUUGGGUGCCAACGCUAUUGAGCGCUGCGGGAGGUAGUAUAGCUACCCAUAUAGACGGAAUAGAUCAAUGGUUUUCGUUGAAAAACGGAGAAAAACCAAAACGUAAGAACGCGUUACUAGCACUUGACAGCCUCAACGGCUGGCUAGCCUUUAGGGAGGGCGAUUUAAAAAUCAUAAUUGGGCAACACAACCAUUCGUGGGACGCGGCCGCGAUGACCGUUCGGCUGGCCGUCGCAACGGUCGCGUGCGUGAGCGGGAAGGAGCACGCCGCCCGCGAUCUGCGUCAACGCGUCGAUGCCUCCCGCGGCAUGCCCCGGCAUUUAACGCCCCGUGUCGCGUCGCUCCGCUCGCACACCGUCGCACAGUCGAACUCAAAUGUGUCGGGCGCGCGAAUAAGUGCACUUUACUCGCAAAACUCUGGAUGCCGCUCUGUCCCGCUACCAUGGGUGGGC